Molecule: messenger RNA, 543 nt
Organism: Penicillium malachiteum
Lineage: Eukaryota; Fungi; Ascomycota; Eurotiomycetes; Eurotiales; Aspergillaceae
Exons: 4
Coding region: 1-543 (180 amino acids)
Source: RefSeq, a predicted model, not a curated record
AUGUAUCUUUCAAGGGGACUUGGAAAUGGCAAAGCGCAUCUGCUGCUAGUUAUUCUUGCAUUCCUUUCUUUCACAUCCUUGACCUUAGCUGCCUCACCGACAUCCUUCUGCAAAUGCACCUGCUUCUCGAAUAGUACCAUCAUUCCACUUGACCCUUCCAAAUCCAGUUCCGGAUCCUCGACCAUCAAUAAUGUCUUCAAGCUUUACGAGCGAAAUUUCGAUAGCUUAGGACUCGAACUUACCGAAGAUGAUCACGAAAUUGAGCCACGCGCCCAGAAAUAUCGAGCGCUUAGCUGCAACGACUGCAAUCGCAAAUUUUGCCUGAACUACGAGCUCCCAACGUGUAAGGGAGCUAAGGAGGAGGAUGUCUUUACAACUUGCUUCCAGCGCGAUUCCCGGAAAGAUGAAGCGGUGGUGUUUAUCUUUAUCUUUGCUACUGGGGGUCUCCUCUCAUGGGCACUUGCCAAGCCAUGGAUUGAACGAUAUCUCGAGGCCGCACGGGAACGCCGAUCUUACAUACCCGUUGCGGAACCCGAUAGUUAA